AUGGCAUCUUCUAUGGCUUUGAGGAAGUUGGCCUCUGGCUCUUCGUUUUCGCGAUUUGCCAGGAGCCAGCUUAGGAACUUCUCAUCUACCCGACCGGCAGCCCGCAUUAUCACAAAUGGACCUUUGAGAGCAAAGGAAGCUUCCCCCUUUGUUAGCUCCAAGUACCCCGUCAUUGAUCAUGAAUACGACGCACUUGUUACCGCCUGUAUUUCUAAGCUCUUCCCCACACGAAGUCACACGGUUGCUGCUCAGGGCGGUAUCAACGCUGCCCUGGGAAACAUGCACGAAGAUGACUGGAGAUGGCACAUGUACGACACUGUCAAGGGCUCCGACUGGCUGGGUGACCAGGAUGCCAUCCACUACAUGACCCGUGAGGCCCCUGCUUCCAUUAUCGAGCUGGAGCACUACGGCUGCCCUUUCUCCCGAACUGAGGAUGGCAAGAUCUACCAGCGAGCUUUUGGCGGUCAAUCGCAGAAGUUUGGCAAGGGUGGUCAGGCCUACCGAUGCUGUGCCGCCGCUGACCGAACUGGUCACGCUCUUCUGCACACUCUCUACGGCCAGUCUCUCCGAUACAACGCCAACUACUUCAUCGAGUACUUCGCCAUCGACCUGAUUAUGCAAGAUGGUGAAUGCCGUGGUGUCCUCGCCUACAACCAGGAAGACGGCACUCUGCACCGAUUCCUAGCCAACAACACCGUCUUGGCAACCGGUGGUUACGGACGUGCUUACUUUAGCUGCACAUCUGCCCACACCUGUACCGGUGACGGUAUGGCCAUGGUGGCCCGAGCUGGUCUGCCCAACCAGGAUCUUGAGUUCGUUCAGUUCCACCCCACUGGUAUCUAUGGCGCUGGUUGCCUGAUCACUGAGGGUGCUCGUGGUGAGGGCGGUUAUCUCUUGAACAGCGAGGGUGAGCGCUUCAUGGAGCGAUAUGCCCCCACCGCCAAGGAUCUCGCCUCUCGAGACGUUGUCUCUCGAUCAAUGACAAUGGAGAUCCGCGAGGGUCGUGGUGUUGGUGCUGAGAAGGAUCACAUCUUCCUGCAACUCAGCCACCUGCCUGCGGAAAUUCUCGCUGAGCGACUUCCUGGUAUUUCUGAGACUGCCGGCAUUUUCGCUGGUGUCGAUGUCACCAAGCAGCCCAUCCCCGUCCUGCCUACUGUCCACUACAACAUGGGUGGUAUCCCUACCCGAUACACUGGUGAGGUUCUCACUAUUGAUGAGAACGGCCAGGACAAGGUCGUCCCUGGCCUGUUCGCUUGCGGUGAGGCUGCUUCAGUGUCUGUCCACGGUGCUAACCGACUGGGCGCCAACUCCCUUUUGGAUCUGGUCGUCUUUGGUCGUGCCGUUGCCCACACCAUCCGUGACAACUUCACCCCUGGCGCCAACCUGAAGCCUCUCGCUGCCGAUGCUGGUUCUGACCACAUUGAGGUCCUUGACAAGAUCCGAACAUCUGACGGCCCCAAGAGCACUGCUGAGAUCCGUCUGGCCAUGCAGAAGACCAUGCAGACCGAGGUCAGCGUUUUCCGAACUCAGGAGAGCUUGGACGAGGGUGUCCGCAGGAUGAACGAGGUUGAUUCAACCUUUGCGGAUGUUGGCAUCAAGGACCGCAGCAUGAUCUGGAACUCAGAUCUCGUCGAGACCCUUGAGCUGAGAAACUUGUUGACUUGCGCUGUUCAAACCGCCACCGCCGCUGCUGCCCGAAAGGAGUCUCGUGGCGCUCACGCCCGUGAGGACUACCCCGACCGUGAUGACGAGAACUGGAUGAAGCACACUCUCAGCUUCCAGAAGCAGCCUCACGGCAAGGUAGACCUGACAUACCGCAAGGUCAUUUCCACCACUCUGGACGAGAACGAGUGCAAGCCUGUACCUCCCUUCAAGCGUGUCUAUUAA
This is a messenger RNA of Trichoderma breve, 1887 nucleotides long. Its product is annotated as FAD binding domain-containing protein. The record is from RefSeq and is a predicted model, not a curated record. NCBI's taxonomy places the organism in Eukaryota, Fungi, Ascomycota, Sordariomycetes, Hypocreales, Hypocreaceae. Gene Ontology annotation, biological process: tricarboxylic acid cycle; mitochondrial electron transport, succinate to ubiquinone. Gene Ontology annotation, molecular function: flavin adenine dinucleotide binding; succinate dehydrogenase (quinone) activity; electron transfer activity. The transcript has 7 exons. The coding region runs from base 1 to 1887 and encodes 628 amino acids.